Messenger RNA from Medicago truncatula (barrel medic), 393 nucleotides. Its product is annotated as myb-related protein 315. Lineage: Eukaryota; Viridiplantae; Streptophyta; Magnoliopsida; Fabales; Fabaceae. The transcript has 2 exons. Bases 1 to 393 code for a protein of 130 amino acids. The record is from RefSeq and is a predicted model, not a curated record.
AUGUCUUCAUCUGCAGAGAAUGAAACACACAGCAAUGGUGGUUAUACUAACAGAGGGUUGAAAAAGGGUCCAUGGUCAUCGGAAGAGGAUGAAAAAUUGAAAGCAUAUGUGUACUCCCUGCAAGCACAAUAUCCAACAAAAAAGGGAGUUAGAAAUUGGAAUUCAGUAUCAAAAAGUGCAGGUCUUAGUAGAUGUGGUAGAAGUUGUCGUUUGAGAUGGAUGAAUCACCUAGAUAAAGAUGUGAAAAAGGGCCCAUUCAGUAAAGAAGAAGAAAAAUUAUUCUUUGAGUUACAUGCUAAGCUUGGUGGAUUCAAAUGGAGUAAAAUGGCUCUACAGUUGAAGGAUGUGAUUCUCAUUGGUUUGGAAUGGUUGUUGGUUCAGUUUUUGGUCUGA